GGUUGAAAGGUGGUAGCCCAGGCUGGCCUGUAAUCGGGGCCAACUUCCUGGAGGAGGUGGCACAGGCUGAGUGUGAAGGAUGAAAAUGGGACUGGACAGCAGGGGUGCUCAGGAUCCAGGCCAGAUGCAGGAGGGGAUGGAGCACACAGGUGUGAGCUGUUCAUUAUCCCCCACCCAUGGGGACACCCUGGAAGGGUCAUGAAAAAGUCCCCAGUGUGUUGCUUCCUUUGAAGGAAACGAGUAGACUGAGCAAAAAACAGCUGAGCAUCCACCAGGUGACUCAUGGCCCACCACCUCUCCCUAAACCCUGGAGAAGGAUCAUUUCACAAAUAUUAAUGGAGCACUUGCAGUGCACCAGACGCUAUCCUAGCCACUGGAGAUACAGCGGUGAACAAACCAGACAUACGGACCUCUCGGGGCUGAGGUUCUGGCUGAAUUCUGCUGAACUUGUAAUGUGCCCUGUCGGGAGGUGGUGGUGGCCCCCAGCCCGCAGGCCUUUACUCCCCGCGGGGAUGGGAAGGUCUCAAGGCAGCAGUAAGAGUCUGUUCGAUCUCAGAACCCCCUUUUGGUGCCUUGCUCUACGUGAGGCCACAGGCAGCACUCGCUCUGGCUGGAGGAGUCAGGCACCUGAGGGUACCCGCCUGGCACUUAGCAGUCUUGCUAUAGCCAGACGCUAAACACAGGACUUGGCAUGCAAUAGUUGCCCUAUAAAUAGUGGCACCUUUGUGGUUCCGAGGGUGCGGCUAACUGUCCAGGUUUGGCGGGAAAGGUGGAGUAGGACCCGGCGCCUGGAUGGCGGGUCCCAGGAGCCAGCGAAGUUGAUGUGCGCACGCUCCUCCUUCCGGGAGAGGUCCCACCCCUGGGGCCCUGGCCUCGCCCCCUGCGCCCUUUCCGGCCCCGCCUCUGGUGCGCGCGGCCAGCUGAGCCCCGGGAGCGGCGGUGAUCGCGGCUGCAACAGCAUGACUUUGGAGGCGAUCCGCUACUCGCGGGGCUCACUACAGAUUCUCGACCAGCUACUGCUGCCCCAGCAGAGCCGCUAUGAGGCGGUGGGCUCGGUGCGCCAGGCCUGGGAGGCCAUCCGCGCUAUGAAGGUGCGCGGCGCCCCAGCCAUUGCGCUCGUGGGCUGCCUCAGCCUCGCCGUGGAGCUGCAGGCGGGCGCCGGGGGACCCGGACUUGCCGCGCUCGUGGCCUUCGUGUGCGACGCGCUGAGUUUCCUUGUCACCGCCCGGCCCACCGCCGUCAACAUGGCCCGCGCCGCCCGAGACCUGGCCGACCUCGCAGCCCAGGAAGCGGAGCGGGAGGGCGCCACGGAGGAGGCGGUCCGAGAGAGAGCCCCUUGUCGGCCCCAGAGUGAUCCGCUGGACCGAGGACAUGCUGGCAAAAGACCUCCGGGACAAUCGGAGCAUCGGGGACCUGGGAGCCCACCACCUCCUAGAGCGGGCAGCACCCCAGGGCGGCAAGGUGAUCGUGCUGACCCACUGCAACACUGGUGCACUGGCCACUGCUGGCUAUGGCACAGCCCUAGAGAGAACAGCCACUGCAAGGGCCCGGGAGUGGGACUGCAUGCUUCGGAGAACCACGCUGCUAACCAGUGGGCUGCCCUGCCCAUCUGUCCCUUUGCAUCUCAUCCUCCUGGUGGGCUGGGCCCCACAGGUGUGAUCCGCUCGCUGCACAGCCUGGGCCGUCUGGAGUAUGCCUUCUGCACGGAGACCCGGCCCUACAACCAGGGAGCCCGGCUGACGGCCUUUGAGUUCGUCUACGAGCAGAUCCCCGCCACCCUCAUCGCCGACAGCAUGGCGGCAGCUGCCAUGGCCCACUAUGGAGUGUCAGCUGUCGUCGUGGGAGCUGACCGCGUGGUUGCCAAUGGCGACACGGCCAACAAGGUGGGCACCUACCAGCUAGCCAUCGCCGCCAAGCACCACGGCAUCCCCUUCUAUGUGGCUGCCCCCAGCUCCUCGUGUGACCUCCACCUGAAGACGGGCCGCGAGAUCAUCAUCGAGGAGCGUCCUGGCCAGGAGCUGACCCACGUCAAUGGGGUCAGGAUUGCGGCACCCGGAAUUGGGGUUUGGAAUCCUGCCUUUGAUGUCACCCCCCACGACCUCAUCACUGGCGGCAUCAUCACAGAGCUGGGUGUCUUUGCCCCUGAGGAGCUCCGGGCAGCCCUAGGUGCCACGGUCGCCCUAGAUGGACCCCAGAAGUAACCAACCUAGCUGUCCAUAUCCUGCCCCCAUUAUUUUUAUAAUAAACUUAUUGAAUGGCC
Messenger RNA from Balaenoptera musculus (blue whale), 2260 nucleotides. It is a transcript of the gene MRI1, whose product is annotated as methylthioribose-1-phosphate isomerase 1. The record is from RefSeq and is a predicted model, not a curated record. Bases 822 to 2201 code for a protein of 459 amino acids. Gene Ontology annotation, molecular function: S-methyl-5-thioribose-1-phosphate isomerase activity. The transcript has 6 exons. Lineage: Eukaryota; Metazoa; Chordata; Mammalia; Artiodactyla; Balaenopteridae.